Molecule: messenger RNA, 318 nt
Organism: Entamoeba nuttalli P19
Lineage: Eukaryota; Evosea; Mastigamoebida; Endamoebidae
Exons: 1
Coding region: 1-318 (105 amino acids)
Source: RefSeq, a predicted model, not a curated record
AUGAACACUUCCUCAGAAACAAUGUCUAAUAGCCAACCACCAAUAACACCAGUCAUUGCCUUAACAACACUUAGAAUUACUUCACCACCUAAUACAACAAUUCAUCAUGGAUCACUUUUUAAAGAACAAGACUCAAAAAAAUUACAAAUGUACCUUAACCGCCCUAGUAGAACUGUUAUUGAAAAUGAGCUUGUACCAAGACAACCUUAUUUAACUAUCCACACUUCACGAACUACUGUUUUGAAAGAUGACGUAGUUUUCAAACAAGAUAAUGUUUCAGUUAUUAAACAAUACAACCACUUUAAACAAGAAAAAUAG